Messenger RNA from Rotaria socialis, 969 nucleotides. Lineage: Eukaryota; Metazoa; Rotifera; Eurotatoria; Philodinida; Philodinidae. The record is from the annotation of a GenBank genome assembly.
AUGUUUCGAAGAACAUUUAUUCAAAAGUUUUUGACUGUAGACACUAAUCGAAAAUCAAAUGCUAAUGAAGCCUUCACUAGACUGUCAGUUAUUUCCGUUCUGAAUGAUAUUACAUUUGACGAUUUCGAAAAAACUUUUAAACCAGCUAUUGAUGGACAAACAACAUGUACAAUAUUAGCUCAGCAUGAUUCAAUCUAUGUAGCUGGACGUUAUAAUAAAUAUUCUCGUACAUUAUCUCAAACUCCAUGGAUUAUCGAUGGAGUCCGUAAAGCUGAUACAUCUGUUGAAGAAUUAAUUGCUCUUCCUAUAAAUAAACUUGUUACUUCUAAAUGUCACGUUUUUCUAUCGUCGGGCCGUGAAGAUGUUGAUGUACGAACAUUGGGUCUUGGCCGACCAUUUGUUGUUGAAUUUCGACAACCAUCAAGAAUUUCGUAUAACCCUGAAGAAUUUCUUGCCAUUCAACGAGAAAUAAAUAUGCUAACAAAAGAUAUUCGUGUAAGAGAUUUACAGCAAGUAACAAAAGAACAAAGUAAUCAAAUAAAGGAAGGUGAAGAAGAAAAAACAAAAUGCUAUGAAGCUUUAUGCUAUACGGACAGGCAAAUUGAUCAAGCUGAACUUGAUCAAAUACUUGCAUCUGUUCCUAACCCACUAGUUAUCGAACAAAAAACUCCAAUAAGAGUUUUACAUAGACGAACAUUAAUGACACGUCAACGUUCUAUAUCUGAUCUGGUAGCAACUGUUAUUGAUCCGUAUCAUUUUCGUUUACGUUUAACUACUCAAGCUGGUGCUUACGUAAAAGAAUUUGUUCAUGGUGAUUUCGCUCGAACAAAACCAAAUUUAACAAUGAUACUUGAUUGUUUUGUUGAUAUUCUUGAAUUAGAUGUUCUUGCAGUCAAUAUUGAUUUUCCGCCAAUGUUGGACAAUCAAAAUGAUGAAAACAAUAGCCUUUGUGAUAUUAAUGAAAAAUAA